Molecule: messenger RNA, 669 nt
Organism: Castor canadensis (American beaver)
Lineage: Eukaryota; Metazoa; Chordata; Mammalia; Rodentia; Castoridae
Product: olfactory receptor 52H1-like
Biological process (GO): G protein-coupled receptor signaling pathway
Cellular component (GO): plasma membrane
Molecular function (GO): G protein-coupled receptor activity; olfactory receptor activity
Source: RefSeq, a predicted model, not a curated record
AUGUCCAUAAUGGCCUCAUUCAACUUGAGCAGCCUCAAUGCAGGCUUCUUCAUCCUACUGGGAAUCCCAGGGCUGGAGCAGUUCCACAUCUGGAUCGGGUUUCCCUUCAUUAGCUACCUUGCAGCCCUUGCAGGAAUUGGUGUUCUUCUUUACCUUAUUUUCAAGGAGCAGAGCCUCCAUGAGCCCAUGUUCUUUUUCCUCUCCAUGCUGGCUGCUACAGAUCUCAUCCUAUCUAAUACAUGUGUACCAAAAACAUUCAGCAUCUUCUGCUUGGGUCCUCAGGAAAUCUCAUUUCCUGGAUGUCUUAUUCAGAUGUUUUUUCUCCACUACAGCUUUGCCAUGGAUUCUGCUAUCUUGAUUGUCAUGGCAUUUGAUCGCUAUGUUGUUAUUUGCUUCCCCCUAAGAUAUACCACCAUUCUUACCCAUCAGACUAUUACUAAGAUUGUGAUGGGUAUCAUCAGUAGGAGCUUUUGUAUCAUCUUCCCUUGUGUGUUUCUAUUAAAGCGACUGCCUUUCUGCCAAACACUCAUCAUUCCCCACACGAACUGUGAACACAUAGGAGUUGCCAGGCUUGCCUGUGCUGACAUCUCCAUUAACAUCUGGUAUGGCCUUGUUGUACCUAUCAUGACUGUUAUAUCAGAUCUGAUCCUCAAAAACACAGGUGUGUAG